CGGGCUCCAAUCCAUCCAGUCUCACUCCACAGGACGGACUGCCCGGCCCCGCCUCGUUCGCCAAUCUCGCCAGCUUCAUCACCUCAUCUCGUCACUCCGUGCCUGCCGGCCUGUUCACACGCGCCAACGGCGACAGCCACGUUUCUGUACGAUUGCACAGACGCUGUCGCUCAUCUCUCUCCCCUCCCGCCGACACAAGCCAUCCGCCGCCACUCGUGAAGUGCGUACCGCUGCGCUGCUGCGUAUCACGAUCACGUCAGGUCAGGUCAGGUCAGGUCAGCGUCGACCUAGAGCCGCACGCAAACCAUAUAUUGCUCUGUGUCCGAUCCCCAAAGACGCCUGCCUCGACCGACGCUCGUGUUCGCUCGCAUCGCUGCGUGUCUUCGGCCCAGUCCUCUCUCUCGCCCGGGCGGGUCGGAUCCGCAUGAGGAUCCGAUGCGACAACUCACUUGCGACGAGAGCCGCCACAUUCCACGGCGGCUGUUGCGGAGGGCAGCAGCCAGACACCUGAUGAGCGGUUGCUGCGACUGUUCUGAAAUCCCAACGGCGCCGAGUUCGAACUGGCUAGCCUGGGCUAACUAACAACGCCUGCAUGCACACAUCUGGUCUUUUGGCUGCAUCGUCAAUCGUCCCAGCAAAUGUGCGGCGACCUCGGCGAUGAUGCACCUGGAAGAAGCAACCACCGACGCUUUCUCACCAAAGACACAACGUUAAACCAAGCUUGCUCAGAGUAGCCAGCCGGCUUGCGCGCACUCCCCCCCCCCCCCUUCCCCCCUGCCCGUCCGUUGCGUUGGGUCCAGCAACGAGCUCUCGCUGGUGUUCGCCGCGGCCUGUGCGUUUUUGUUUGCUUUGCGACUUCUAUUCUUGACGUCGUCCGUCCGUCCGUCCGUCCGUGGAGCCGAUACGCGAACUGAAAGGCUUCGUUCAGGCGAACCUACGUACCCAGUUACAACCGACAGACUGUCCCGACCAACCGUGUCUACACUGGAACGGCAUGCCACAUUGUCGCCUUCUGCUCUGCAGCGUGGAGCCCGCUUUCCGCCAUCCCGCCCUGCGAGACCCCCUUUUGACUCUCGCCAUUGCUCCUCUCGGGCCCCGCAUUCUUCUCGGUCUCGGCCCCGCCCCACCAGCUCGGACGCCCGUCGCCGUCGGCCGCGGCAUUGCUCCCGGUCCGCAUCGGUCAAGCUCCGUCGGGCCCGCGACAUCUGAGCCAUGGCCUCUCUACCAUCCUACCAGGAGGCCAUGGCCAAGCCGGACUGGCUCCUCCUGGUGGCCCCGUAUGUCCAGUUCGACGAUUAUCACUCGCUCUGCCUAGUGAGCCGCCGCUCCUGGCGCAUAUUUGCCCCUUGUCUGUGGGCGGACCUCCUUAGAGCAGUCCGCCGCGCCGGCUUGGAUCCCGGUGAUGACUUGGCUUGGUGGUUCGACUUUGUCUUGAACAAGCUCGACCGCGUCUCCCCCGCUACACGCGCGCUCGUGCGGGUUCUUGAUGCGAGGGACUUUGCCAAAGAUGCCUAUCAUUUUGCAUCAGAUAGUGGCACUGGUUCGCUGGAUGAUAGCUUCAGCCGCGCCUUGGAGCUGCUGCCCAACGCCAACUCCAUACUGCUGGACGGCCAAGUGGAUCUGGACUCUGACUUUCUCGUGCACUCUCUGCUCGCAUCGCCACAGCAUCGUCCUCGUUUGCUCAGCGUCGCCGGUUGUCCUCAACACUUGCCAACAUCUUUCUUUGCCUCACCGUGUUUCCAGAAGCUGGUCUACCUCGACGUUUCUGAUGUUUCAGGCUCAAUUCAGCCGCUUCUGCAACCUGAGGUGUUAUGGAGCCUGCGAGUCUUAAAGCUUCGAUGUCGCGAGAUUGAUGAUGCCACACUCGAGGCUCUCCUUGGCAAGUUCCAGCUCAGGCUCUGGAGUCUUGACUUGGCCGGGAACAAAGUCACGGACGCGGCUAUCCAGAUGCUGGCGUCUCUAUCUAUCUCACGCGAGCCGUUUCAUUCCAAGGGCCCAUCCAGGGUCGAAGGCAGCGUGCGUGCAUUUGCACAUGGCACCCCUGACUACGGUCCCUUCCUCAUCAUUGAAGAGUCCAGAUGGAGUGCCUCGUUCUGCCACCCAGAAAGGUACUUUGUCGAUGCUCCCGCGUACGUUGCGGACGUCGCACAGCCAAAUAUCAGACAAACAAGGUCUGACGGGGCCGUUCGCGUACGCAGCGACUCGGCUGAAGCUUCUGUGUGGAUAUUGUCCAAAGAGGAGACUGACUGGGACGUGGACGAGUAUUGCCAGAGUCGUGGCCUCACUCACUUAUCCUUGUCUAGGACAAGAGUAUCCUCAUUUGGCCUCCAAAAGCUCCUGCGCAAUUCGUCAGGGCAUAUAGAGGAGUUGACUUGCUCGCUCAUGCCGCUGUUGCCAGUCACUGCGCCUAUCUCCAAAUUCUGGCCCAGGUCGGCGAGGUUAUAUGGAGUACUGGGCGCGGCGCAUUUGUUCCGACCUGCCUACUCGUCCGGCCUUCGAAGGGUAACGAUGCACCACUCUCUGGUCACGCACGUGCCCAAACUAGAGAUGGACGGCCUUUCAGCCAUCGCACGCGACUACCUGGCCGAAACAGCCAUUCUUGAGCGAGUGGAUCAGGUGUAUCCCGAGGUCUUUGUGCCGGACAUGAACCCCAGACUGACGUCCUUGACCUUGACCGGCAUCCCUCGUCGUUCAUCGGGCCCUCUUGUCGAAAGACUAAUACGCUUUCUGGAACUGCUAUCCAGACAGGAACGCGCGAUCCAAGACGCGUCUGCUCGCAUCGCGUCAUCGUGGCGCGCGCCUGGCCUUUUGCAGGGUCUGAGACACCUUGCUCUGGAGUUUGAACCAGAUACGAUGGAUGACGGGCUCGCAGCAAUGGACGACCUGGACGCUGAGGAAUUGAUGGAUGUGGGCGACACAGGUUUCAGCUUCUUCAAUGACACACCAGUGGGAGAAGGACGUCGCUGCAGGACGGCCGCCGUGUCCCCAACCGCCGAUGGCUCACAUUCCGAAGCCGUGUCUGCAGAAAGCCACCCCUCUGGGGCCGAACCGGACACGCAAAAUUUUAUAAAAUAUGACGGGAAGUGGAAUGGAGAAGGUUUUUCUCUGGAAGUCUGGGUUGGUCCGGCCCCAGGCGCCAGCAAGGUUCUCGACGAGUAUCGGCACCUCGUCAUGAGCGUUGGCCUUCGCGACGGGGUCGGGCCGGCCACCCCAGGACAGAUUCUCGCCGGCGCACCAAAAGGCUCUUUUGUCUUUCAUGUAGCUUGGUGCGCCGCGGUGAUGCCGCGACAGCUGCGACCCCCGGCGCGGGACGCCUUGACUGGAAUGAAGGAUGUGCUGGCAGAACUAAGGGCGUACCGCCUGGCCGGGCGAGCCAAUUACAUAAAACUACAGCAGAGCGUCGAAGCCGGGUCAUCGAUUCUUCCAGGCGAUCCUCACUUGUUCUGGACAGGUACGCUGAAGGUAUCGACAUCUAUACCGCAGCGGCAAUGACUGGUGCCUCCGCGGAUUUCUCUUCUUGCCUGGCCUUGGGCACAGGAAAAUGACGAGCGCUGCAGGUGUUUGGCGACACAAUACUACCUCUACUCCAUCAAUUCCGCCUCAAACCUGUCAAUCUGUCCCGCUGCAGGUGUUCAGUGACACAAUACGACCUACGUACCUCUCCAUUCCGCCUCAAACCGGUCAAUGUGUUCCCUAGUGCUCAGUUCACUCCAAGUCAAAUCCCACCGCGGCAGACGGCGUUCGCAGAUCGAGCUCCCCUGUGGGUCGUAGUGCAGAGCUGCAGAACUACGGAUGCCAUCGCCCCUGCCGCGGCGUUCUCUCAGACAAGCGAGGAAGCUGUGACUGGUCGAAUGGACGGCUGAUCGGAUUGGCGACACAGACGAGCAUGCGGGCUGCAAUGCGGGACUCGCGGCAGGGUGAGACACGACGGCGGCUGUCUGGAGGCCGAUGGCAGGGCUUGUGUGGGGAGGUGAGAUGUCUUGGUGAAGAGCAGGUGAGCCGAUCUGAACGGUGGGGAAGGUUGGAGAUGAGAGUGAGUGCUUGCAUGACGCUCUGUCCGUUGGCGUUGUCUUGGAGGCGUCAUUUCUGAUGGCGGGAGUGAAAAACUGAGUGAGGCUCGGCGAUACUAUCGACUGUGCGGCAGGGAGACGCCCUCUACAUGAUGAGUCGAAACAACGGUUGGCGCCGACUCGAGAUGAUGCUGGAGGCGAGCAGGACAGGGGCGGUUGCUGCCCAACAGCGCUCGGAUGAGAUCCUCACCACGAGGCGCUGCCGACACGAGCACAGGCUUUGGGUCGGCGACGUGGCCGUGUAAGUCAUUCAUGUGCACAAGCAAGCCAGGGGAUUGCAUUUGUGCAUGGGACUUGUAGGCACAUGGCAGCGCCAACUCGUGGCGCCCCCCGCGACGGCAUCUAUUUUUCUCUAUCCUCGAGAUCACGUUGUGAGCGUUACCCAUCUGAGAGCCCUCGAGCUUAAGCUGUGUGAUGUUUGUCAAACACGCUUCGCCUCACUUGCGGCGAUGGGCCACAACAGCUCGAGGCGGCAGAUAGCUUGGAGUACCUCAGUAUCAAACUGGCAUAUGAUAUACUACAGUCAUGUUUCGGUCGCAUGUAGGUAGGUAGCACUAACUCUAACCCCGGCCCCCCUUUUGGCGCCCCCCCAUGGCUCUCAGAGGUAAGUUUGCUUCGAGAGUCGGGACAUCAGAUACUGCUAGAUAGACGCUGCCGCGUGCAAUACACUUACUUCGUCGUCGCUCUGA
Purpureocillium takamizusanense is the source of this 4759-nucleotide messenger RNA. RefSeq lists its product as uncharacterized. NCBI's taxonomy places the organism in Eukaryota, Fungi, Ascomycota, Sordariomycetes, Hypocreales, Ophiocordycipitaceae. The transcript is spliced from 3 exons. The record is from RefSeq and is a predicted model, not a curated record. The coding region runs from base 1213 to 3492 and encodes 759 amino acids.